AUGCCCGAACCAGCGAAGGCCGCGCCCAAGAAGGGCUCCAAGAAAACCGUCCCCAAGACCGCCGUCAAAGGAGGUAAGAAGCGCAGAAAGUCCAGGAAGGAGAGCUACGCUAUCUACGUGUACAAGGUCCUGAAACAGGUCCACCCUGAUACCGGGAUCUCCUCCAAGGCUAUGGGCAUCAUGAACUCCUUCGUCAACGACAUUUUCGAGCGUAUCGCUGGUGAGUCCUCUCGUCUGGCUCACUACAACAAGCGCUCCACCAUUACCUCCAGGGAGAUCCAGACCGCCGUGCGCCUGCUGCUUCCCGGUGAGCUGGCCAAGCACGCCGUGUCCGAGGGUACCAAGGCCGUCACCAAGUUUACCGAGGAGAAGAAACCCGCGGCCAAAAAAGCCGCAAAGAAACCCGCCGCUGCAAAGAAACCCAAGAAGGUAACAGCCAAGAAGCCCGCAGCUAAGAAGUCCCCCAAGAAGAAGGGCUCCAAGAAAACCGUCCCCAAGACCGCCGGCAAAGGAGGCAAGAAGCGCAGAAAGUCCAGGAAGGAGAGCUACGCUAUCUACGUGUACAAGGUCAUGAAACAGGUCCACCCUGAUACCGGGAUCUCCUCCAAGGCUAUGGGCAUCAUGAACUCCUUCGUCAACGACAUUUUCGAGCGUAUCGCUGGUGAGUCCUCUCGUCUGGCUCACUACAACAAGCGCUCCACCAUUACCUCCAGGGAGAUCCAGACCGCCGUGCGCCUGCUGCUUCCCGGUGAGCUGGCCAAGCACGCCGUGUCCGAGGGUACCAAGGCCGUCACCAAGUACACCAGCUCCAAGUAAAGCGUCUUAGUCGCUCUGGCAAACCAACGGUUCUUUUAAGAGCCACCCAUCUUAUCAAUUCCUUGGAAGCAGACUUGUCGUCCUGGCGUAUAUCCUCAGUUCCUUCCUUAGAGAUAAGUGAGAUUUUAGUUGACUCCGAUGCUGAACCUUUAGUUGACUCCUCUCCAGACUCAGUUGUAGAUGAAUCGUCACUGCUGGAUGAACCACUGCUGCUGUCCUCUGUUGAUGAUGUUUCACUGCUGUCGUUAUUACCAGUUUGCUUUAAAUCUUCAACAUUUUUACAUUCUGUAACAUUCCCAUUUUCCUCCAAAGUUGUAUUAAUAAAAAGGCUUUCAGUUUGAUCCAUUUCA
Molecule: messenger RNA, 1166 nt
Organism: Trichomycterus rosablanca
Lineage: Eukaryota; Metazoa; Chordata; Actinopteri; Siluriformes; Trichomycteridae
Exons: 5
Coding region: 1-816 (271 amino acids)
Cellular component (GO): nucleosome
Molecular function (GO): structural constituent of chromatin; protein heterodimerization activity; DNA binding
Source: RefSeq, a predicted model, not a curated record